Cooperia oncophora is the source of this 510-nucleotide messenger RNA. Lineage: Eukaryota; Metazoa; Nematoda; Chromadorea; Rhabditida; Trichostrongylidae. The record is from the annotation of a GenBank genome assembly.
AUGUAUCGUGUUUUGUUCAAGCCGGUAGUGGACUAUCUCUAUCAACGGUAUAAGAUCAUCGAAACGGCGAUUCUCAUCUAUUUUCUCGGUCCUGUAUGCGAUACGAUUGUGAAGAACAUACCGGAGAAGAGUCCGUUCUGUGAUGACAGCGACGUUGAGCUGGAAGGUAUGCUACCGGACGAGAUCACCGAUGAGAUUGAGGAGAUGGCCGUGGCAGGCGAGACUGAAGGCGAAGAUUCGCUCGGCGACAUUGAGCCACCAUCUCCUCUUGAGGGCAUUCCCCAACGUAUUCACGCUUCCGAAUCCAGUGAUGAGGAGUUUGACUUGAAGCUGAGAAAGCCUGCACCUACGAGGAGGAAGCGUCAGAAAGGAGAAGGACCGACAAACAACGGUGCAGCGCCUGAGGUGCCCACAGAGGCCGAACUGAUACCGGCGCCGCCCCGACGUCGUCGCAAUGGUCGUCCUGAUUCGUUCGAUGAUGAGUUCGAGCUAUUACAAAUGACCAGUUGA